AAAUCUUUUUUGCUUUCUCCUUCCUUAUACCACAUAGACUUACCCUCUCUUCCUCUUUCUUCGUCUCUCUCUCUUUCUCUCUCGCCAAUAGUCAUUCGUGAAACAAAAAGAAGAAAAGAAAAAAAAAGCCACAGCCAUGUCCACUUAUACAGUCGAAGAUCUUUUACCUAGGAUUCAAGAAAGCACAGAUGCUAUGGAUUAUCCCAUGGCCUACGCCUAUUGUGAAAAAGCAUUACAACUUGCACCAACUGAUACUCGCAUUCUAGAAACCAUGGGUCAAGUAGAAAUUGAAUUGGAAAAGUUCGCUGACGCUCGACAACAUUUUUUACAAGCUAUUCAACUCCAACCUGACACUGGUUAUAGUAAAUACAUGUAUUUGGGUCAACUCUCGGUAGAAAUGGAAGCUAUUGGUGCAUUUCAAAAAGGAGUAGAUCUUAUGAUGAUGGAGUAUCAACAACAACAACAAGAAGAAGAAACAGCACAGUUAUUGGCAGACAAGAUCGCUAGUGCUUUAUGUUCUAUGACUGAAAUAUAUUUGACAGAUUGUUGUUUUGAACCUGAUGCCGAACAAAAAUGUGAAACAUACUUACAACAAGCACAACAAGUGAAUCCCAAUAAUGCUGAAGUAUACCAAUUAUUGGCAUCUGUUCGAUUAUCACAGCAACGAAACGAAGAAGCAGCAAAGAUUUUAGAAGAAAGUAUAGGUUUUUGGAUUGAAAAGGAAGUGGGUGAUCCCUCGAUCCCAAAUUACGAUGCAAGAUUGGGUUUAGUCAAAUUGUUAUUAGAAGUUGGUAUGAUCCCUCAAGCAUUCACGGUAUUGGAACGAUUACAAAAAGAGAAUGAUCAAGUGGUAGAUCUAUGGUAUUUGUAUGGUUGGACUUAUUAUUGUAUGGGUGAAGAUACUUCUGGAGAUGAUCGUUUGACUCAUUGGGAAGAUGCAAGAGAUUGUUUGGAAUUGGCUCUCAAGUUAUCUCAAGUGUCAGGUUAUGAUGAUGAUGCUUUAUUGGAACAUGCUAAAGAAUUGAUUACAUCUAUUAACACUGUGGUCCCUCCUUCUGCACCUGAAGAAGAAGUUGAAGUCUUACCUGAUGAUGAAGCCGAUUAUGUAUCAGACAAUGAUGAUGCCAUGGAAAUGUAAUUGUUAUUGUUAUUUAUUGUAGUAGUAGUAGUAGUAUAUUUUUUAUUACCUUUUUGUAUCAUUAUUUAUCAUGUUUUAUUUUUUUUUCAUUUUUAUUAUCAUUGUUUAAUAGUAUUUUUUUUUUACCCCUCCUUUUUGUCUUAUUAUAUUUAUUGUUCUUUUCUGCAUUUUUUUUUUAUUUCAAUAAAAUGUUGUUGU
Messenger RNA from Halteromyces radiatus, 1336 nucleotides. RefSeq lists its product as uncharacterized. Lineage: Eukaryota; Fungi; Mucoromycota; Mucoromycetes; Mucorales; Cunninghamellaceae. The transcript is spliced from 3 exons. The coding region runs from base 137 to 1138 and encodes 333 amino acids. Gene Ontology annotation, biological process: cell division. The record is from RefSeq and is a predicted model, not a curated record. Gene Ontology annotation, molecular function: protein binding.